GUGACGUUAUAUGUGUUAAUGUAUUGACAAUAUCAUUGACAUCGAUGUCAAGUCUAUUAUGAUUUGAUUUGAUAUUAGAUUUGUUGAUCACUUAAUGGCCAUAAUAUCAUAAUAUCAUAAUAUCUUUGUAUUGUUUAAUCACUUGUAAGCCAUGGAUCAAAUCUAUUCAGUAUUGAGACAUAAUUCAAGUGUAAACAAUGGAUUCACUGAAUGUGUAUCACAAUUGAGUCCAUUAUGUUGUAUAUCAAGUGGUAAUAUAAUGGCCUUCACGUCGACCACUGAUUUAAGUGAAUCAGUGCCCAAAUGGAUGGUAUUUCAUGUAUAUGUCGUCGACCUCAACAUACCAUAUAAUCCCUAUAAAGUUAGCUCACACUUAGAGGAGAUAACAGCUCUCGAGUGGGAUAUCAGCGGAACUAAGCUAUUGAUUGGAGACGUGACGGGAAAUAUAGAGUUGUGGUCAAUGAAAGACUAUUUAAUCAGUGAAUGGUAUUUACUACACGUCCAUCAGUUUUGUGGAGAAAGAAUAUUGUCAUCCAUUUGGUUUCACAACGGAAUCAAAAUUGGCAUCAAUUAUGAUAAAAAAGAUAUAAAUGUGUCAUAUCUGGACAAAUACACUCACACCAAGUUUGCCGCUUCCGUCCGACAGUUUGGUGGCAAACCUACCGAAGGAUAUUUAGCUAUUUCUAGCUCUGGACUCGUCUGCGCCUCACUCUUCUUGUCUGACGGUACUGUUGUCUCCGGAACUGAAAUCUUAGGUCAUUUCAGAUCUAAACUUAAACGCGUUGACGUUUGUUAUGCAAAAAAUGGUGAUUUCCUUGUAGUUGCAACUAAUGGUUGCGCCGACUCUUCAAUUAAUUGUUACGGAGUGACUGUUAAAAUAAACGCCAGCACUAAUCCUCAAGAAAAGCAAAGAUGUCAAAUCACAUGUCAAGCAUAUACCAGCUUUUAUAUGAGUUGCUCAAAAUCACUUACCACUGAUGCUUAUCGUGUGAUCACUCAUCUCAAGUUUGUCUUGAGAGAAGCCGCCGAAGCUGUAGUUAUAGCAGCUUCGGGUGCUAACGGAUCUACUGUUGAAUUGUGGGAAUUGCGAGAAAAAACUGUAUCUAUUCAUAAAAUGUUUCAAAACAAAACAAAUAAUAAUAAUAAUGAUAUGAAUAAUCCGGUGCCGGGACCUAAAACUGUUGUUUGGCAGCACAAUACCAGUUCAAGUGCAAAUUCAAGUGUCGUCUCAAUUGCUACACCGAGACUCUCAUUAUUUGACACGAGUCCUCCGCCAUCCUAUAUAUUGGUUGCAUUUAAGGACAAUACAAUCAAAUGCUUUUAUAGAGAGAAUUUGCAUUUAGUGGUAAUCUUAAAUAUCGGUAAUAUUCAUAACCGUAAUCUCGAUUCAAACAAAUCAUUUGGGAUGCAAAAGGCAUUGACAACUCAACCGUCAAUGACAACAAUCUCAGACAUGCAGUUCACUUGGAGUAGUUGUGCAAUGGUUGCCAUUGAUUCGCUGUCACAGAUCUAUGUAUAUAAGUUAUCGCCGAUCACAGACCCGGGCGGUGCUAUGAAUCCUAAUUACGCUCAAACAAUGCUUGAAUAUUGUUUGGUUUCCGGUAACGACUGGUGGGAUGUUAUCGUUAGCUUAAAACCAAAUCUUAUCGAAAGUGUUUGCGAAAGAAUCACCGAAUCUUUUAUGAAUAAACAACAACUAGAAGGACAACAAAAAUGGUUGAGUCGUUUCCUUACAAUUAAAGCUUCUCUGUAUCGGUGUCUUAACAACAGUAGUGCUAACAAUAGCGGUCAAUGUAAAGCUGGAGAUUUUUAUACACUGAUUAUGUUGAAUGCCAUCGCAACCACACUUAAGUCACUGUUACGGCCGCGCGAUAACCACGAAAACGAAGGACCCGCUGAAAACCUCAGUCUUCUCAUACAAAAUAAAGGCAAUGAUUUGCAAUUCAUGAAUGUCGACAAAAUUCUCAUGAAUUUAGAAAAUAAGGAUUUUUGUGUCGAACCACAGAUAUUGCAAUCAUUUCAACAUUUGCAUCAAUGGAUAGCAGAUCUAACCCUUUUUUUAUUGGCAUCACUUCCUCAACAGUAUCAUCACAAUCAGUUCAGAUUUCCAGGGGGCGGAUUAAUAUUUGAUACAAAAGCGUUGAAUACAUUAAGAGAGCUUUUGGUGAUAAUAAGAUUUUGGGGUCUAAUAAAUUCCGGUUGUUUACCCAUAUUCACCAAAAUGCAGGAUAAUUUAGAUGUCAUUUCUCUUCUCUUUAAACUAUUGUCUAAAACAGUGACUGAAAAUCUCGAUGAAAGCCUAUUGGAUGAGUGCUGUCUUCUUCCAAAUCAAGUAUUGAUUCCUCAAUUAAAUUUAUGCCUCAAAGCUAUAGGUAUAGCGAGUCCAGCACUUUAUAGUAAUGUUCUUCCUCUACAAUUUGAGUACUUCAUUGAGCCGUCGUUUUUAAAAUUUACGGCUAAAACUCAUUUAAUUGAUGGCGCAGUCAAUUGUUAUGCCGGUCGUCGACUUGAUGUAGUUCGUUAUGUUGGAUUGGGAGCCAUCAAUCAGGACACGUCUAACUUGCGCUCAUGUAGUCGCUGUAAUUCAGUGUCAUUGCUUAAACCAAUAAUGCGAUCUCCGGCUACUCGUGCGUGGGAUCAGAGAUGGAUCAAGAAUUGCUUGUGUGGCGGACACUGGAGGGUCAAUCAAUUUAAUAACAAUUUACACACUUAACUACAUUUACUAAUUUAUUAUA
Oppia nitens is the source of this 2735-nucleotide messenger RNA. RefSeq names its product mediator of RNA polymerase II transcription subunit 16-like (gene MED16). The coding region runs from base 152 to 2713 and encodes 853 amino acids. Gene Ontology annotation, molecular function: protein binding. Gene Ontology annotation, cellular component: mediator complex. NCBI's taxonomy places the organism in Eukaryota, Metazoa, Arthropoda, Arachnida, Sarcoptiformes, Oppiidae. The record is from RefSeq and is a predicted model, not a curated record. Gene Ontology annotation, biological process: positive regulation of DNA-templated transcription. The transcript has 4 exons.